This is a messenger RNA of Rubroshorea leprosula, 1118 nucleotides long. The record is from the annotation of a GenBank genome assembly. NCBI's taxonomy places the organism in Eukaryota, Viridiplantae, Streptophyta, Magnoliopsida, Malvales, Dipterocarpaceae.
CUCUAAUCAAAUUCACUUCUGGCUUAUAAGAAAAAUAAUCCAGAUUGAUUUGCCUGUGCAGAUGACAUAUCAUAGGAUGAAGGAUGCAUUGAUACAGAUGAUUAAGGGUGUACUAAAGGAACCUACUUCAGUUCUCGUUGUUGUCUUGUUUGGUGAUAGACCUCCAACAUUGUCAAAGAAAGAUGUUACAUUCACCCCUUUCUACUCCAUCCUUGAUCACUCUCAGCCUUAGGUGCAUAAUGAUAUGUUUCCCAAUGCAACAAUGGUUAUCCUGCACGUUUGCUACAUCUAGUUUUGGAAAGUCCACUCAAUGCACGGGUUAGCCCUCAUUUUUUAAGACAAGUUGAACAAUAGGAAAUUCUCUUAAUGAUUGCUAUUGUUAGUUUCUACUUUCUAAAGCUGUUUUCCAUUUUUCUGUUUGCUACCACAAUGGAAUGAAUCUCUCAGCUAUCUUAUAAUUUAUUUUGAGUUUGGUUUCAAAGUAGAUAGGGCUAAUGGGGAAAACAUAGAGAGAUGUUCUUCCUGCUCACGUGAGGACUCAAAUAAAUAGUUUGGAGCUCUAACAUUUUUGCUGGUUUUGGUGCAAUAGUUAUACUUUUCUUUGUGUAUUGUUAGCAUAUUGGCUUUCAUUAUAACGUGAGCUAGACAAUAAUUCCCUUCUAUUAAUGUGUUUAAGUGAGAUUGUUCUGUUUUGUACAAAAGUUCAGAUUGUGGAGCUUGUGAAUCUUAAACAAGUUAAACUUUGAUUCUUAACAAGCAUGAAUGUAAUAAAACUAGCAUAAUUCUGAAGAAUGAGAACCAUACUUCCUGACUUGACAUUGAUUCUGUAAUCAAAUUUUAUUAGGACUUACUGAUUGAAGCUCUUAAAUUUGUGGAAGAUACAUGAUUGAUCUACUUCAGAUAUGACAUGGAUUAAAAGAAAGAUGAAGACAACGCACUAAAUGAAGGUGAAGCUGAGAUUGAUUUUUCACAUACAAAGAGACUAUACUUAAAGUGGAGUCCAUUGUAACUAUUACAUUACCCUACAUGCUGCCCAGGUACCAAACAGUGAACUGUGCUCUAGUUAAUUGUCUAGUUUAUAUGCUUUGUAACUUGCUUAAUAAAGUGAGGACCAAAAU